AUGCCAAAGGAACGUAACUUCAAUCCCGUGCAGGCCCAGCGGAAGGCCGACAAGGCCAAGGAGAUCAAGAAGGGCAAGGCAGACGCCGCCGCCCGGCGAAACGAGAAGCUCGCAAAGCGCAACCCAGAGCGCCUACAAAAGCAAGUCGACGACCUCAAGCAGAUCACCGCCAGUGGUGGCAAGCUCACGAAGCAUGAAGAGACGGUGCUCGAAAGUCUCGAACGAGACUUGAAGCAGGUCAAGAAGGCUCGCGAGGCCCUCGGUGACAAAGCCCCAACCUUUGACCGCAGCAGUCCUCGGCCAGGCGGUCAUGGUGUGCUCGGCAAGAGGAGACGCGACAAUGAGGACGUUUCGAGCAGCGAUGAGGACGUCCCGGAUGACGUAAAGAGCAUACCCAUGCCGCGCGACACCCCACCUCCGAUUUCCAAGGAGAUCAUGGACCAGUGGUACGCGAAACGGAGGGCGAGGAGAACCAAUGCCAACGAAACUCCUGUUGGCGAUAAGCGAGGACGUUCGGGUACGACCGAGAAGCCAGAGAAGCCAGAGAAGCCAGUUGCGCCGGUGGAAGCAAAGACCGUCUACGAAGCCAAGCCUGUCAUCCGCGAUUUAAAGAAGGAAGCCGUCAGCGCCUUCAUGCCCACCGCUGUCAGGAUGAAACUCGAGAAAGGCAAGGGUCAGGGCGCACUUAUGGAACCAGAAGAGGCCGACCGCUUGGAGCGGGAGGGUUACCUGAAGACUACAGAGGACAGGGGCGACACAGCCGGUUCUGCAUCCCGAUCGCACGCUGUUACGAUGGAAGAAGUGGAGGAUGACGAGGACUGA
Molecule: messenger RNA, 822 nt
Organism: Neoarthrinium moseri
Lineage: Eukaryota; Fungi; Ascomycota; Sordariomycetes; Amphisphaeriales; Apiosporaceae
Exons: 2
Coding region: 1-822 (273 amino acids)
Biological process (GO): RNA processing
Source: RefSeq, a predicted model, not a curated record